Meriones unguiculatus (Mongolian gerbil) is the source of this 1427-nucleotide messenger RNA. It is a transcript of the gene Emd, whose product is annotated as emerin. The transcript has 6 exons. The record is from RefSeq and is a predicted model, not a curated record. Lineage: Eukaryota; Metazoa; Chordata; Mammalia; Rodentia; Muridae. Gene Ontology annotation, cellular component: nuclear envelope. The coding region runs from base 239 to 1012 and encodes 257 amino acids.
ACAGCCUGUUCUCACUGGUAGACCGGUCUGCACCGGCCAUUCUGGCGGGUUUGGGCCUGCCCUGUGGAAUGUGCGCGAUCUGCGCUGCCACGACUGUGACGCAAACGUGAGGGCUCUGUGACGCGACCUUAGCCACUCCUGAGGCGCUGGCGCUUCCUCUCCCGCGCUCCGAGCUGUCUCUUGGACCCUGUCUGUAGGCCCGGACCGCCCCUGGCGUUCAAUACUGCUUCCCACUGCCAUGGACGACUAUGCCGGUUUGUCCGACAAUGAACUGGCCGCAGUUCUACGCCAGUACAACAUCCCACAUGGGCCUGUCGUGGGCUCCACUCGCAAGCUUUACGAAAAGAAAAUCUUCGAGUAUGAGACCCAGAGACGAAGGCUAUCGACCCCCAACUCAUCAUCGUCUUCAUUCUUUCGGUUGUCAGACAUGGAUUCAGGCUCUGCUGACUCAAACAUGUAUGAUCUGCCCAAAAAAGAGGACGCCUUACUUUACCAGAGCAAGGACUAUAAUGAAGACUACUAUGAGGAGAGGUAUUUGACUACAAGGACUUAUGAGGAGCCAGAGUCCCUGGGCAUGUCCAAGAACUUCCGCCAUCCAGGGACAUCAUUUGGAGAUGCUGACACCUACCAUCACCAGGUGUCUGACGACAUUUUCUCUUCUUCAGAAGAGGAAGGCAAGGAUAGGGAAUGCCCCAUCUAUGGCCGAGACAGUGCCUACCAGAGCAUCGCACACUACCGCCCCAUUUCCAAUGUCUCCAGGAGCCCCCUUGGCUUAUAUUAUCCUACAUCCUCCACCUCUUCUAUGUCCUCCACUUCAUCUUCUCCUUCUUCAUGGCUUACCCGUCGUGCCAUUCGGCCAGAAAAGAAGGCCCCUGUUACUGCUCUGGGCCAGGAUCGACAGGUCCCAAUCUGGGGUCAACUGUUACUCUUUCUCAUUUUUGCUGCCUUUCUGCUCUUGGUUUAUUAUUCCAUACAAGCUGAAGAGGGCAACCCUUUCUGGAUGGAUCCCUGAAAGUUAUUUGUUUCAGAGCAGCUCUUAACAGGAGUUUUGGCUGAUUGCCUUAGCAGUGUUUUCUGGGGAUGGGUGGGUAGGGGCUUUUUUGUGUGUGUUCUAGUUAGGGGGUGCAGGACCUAGCCUAGGGCAAUGCUUAUCUCCCACCUCAUCCUGCCAAGAAAAACAGCAAAUUCUGGCCUUCCACAGCCCAGUGGGCUCACAUGUACCUUCCUCUGGCGCCUCCUAGCCCCAUUGCCGCUGACCCUAAGAGGCUCACUGGGGGUUGGGGGGGAAACUUCACCUCAUUAGAGGAAAACUUGGUAGUGGUGGUGGUGGUGGUUAUCAUGCAUGCCUGUUUGUUGUCACCUUUUAUUAACCAAAGGUCACCCUGGCUUUGUUAUCAUGAACACAAUAAAAAACAUGUUUAUUUUUA